Molecule: messenger RNA, 746 nt
Organism: Cokeromyces recurvatus
Lineage: Eukaryota; Fungi; Mucoromycota; Mucoromycetes; Mucorales; Mucoraceae
Exons: 1
Coding region: 39-653 (204 amino acids)
Biological process (GO): DNA replication; DNA strand elongation involved in mitotic DNA replication
Cellular component (GO): GINS complex
Source: RefSeq, a predicted model, not a curated record
UUUUUUUUUAAUAAUUUUCAAUGAAAACUUAAUAUAAAAUGGCACUAUCAGGAGACUUAGCAUAUAAAUUAGCUAAAGAAAUAAAACGUACAUCUGAUCUUUUCAUUUCACCUUAUAAUGAUGAUCUUGUGCAAAACAUUUGCAGAGAAAUUCGCUUUUUACACAACAAAGCAAAAGAAACAGUGAAUGCAAUGAAAGAAGAUCCUACAAGACAAGCCAUGCAAGAUCCAAGUAAUAUAUCACAAGUCAUGCUAUAUCAUUUAGCAGUGAAGCGUAAUAAACGUGUGCUAUUCGCUUAUAAUCGAUAUCGAACAAGUAAACUAAAAGAUAUUUUAUGGAAUGUUGGUUUAUAUUCAAAAUAUAAAAGACAGAUUCUGGCUAGUUUAGGCCCGACAGAACAACAGUUUUUAGAAGAAUAUGGAGAAAUGGUCAACACAUAUAAACAAAGCUUUUUAGAAGUUGAUUUAGGUGGUCCUGGAGGUGCAGGCUUAGAACCGCCUAUGGAUUUAUUUAUUGAAGUACGAGUCAUACGUGAUGCAGGAGAAAUUAAUACUGAGUACGGCUCUUUAAAUCUCUCAAAGGGGAAUCAAUUUUAUGUAAAAAGAACGGAUGUUGAGUCAUUGAUUAAAGCUGGAUAUCUUAUUCAUGUGUAGGAAAUAAUAAUAAAAAAAAAAAGGUAUUUGUAAAGUUAUUAUUAUUAUUAUUAUUAUUACUAUUAUUAUACAUCCUUUUUUUUUUCUGCUGCC